AUAGAAAUUCUUAAAAAAUGAAAAUGGAAGAUGAAAUUAGAUUUGUACGAAAUAAUAUUUUUCGGACGGAUGAAAUGUUAGCCGCUGAAAACAAGAUUUUAGGAGAGUUUUCUCCCGAAGUCUCUGAGGAAGUUCUAGACUACCAUAAAUCCCUUCCUGGAUAUUCAGUGACCCCUCUAAUUAAUCUGGCCAACUUGGCUCGCCGGAUUGGGGUAGACAGCAUUAUGGUUAAAGAUGAGUCAAAACGGUUCCAACUGAAUGCAUUCAAGGUUCUAGGAUCAAGUUUUGCUCUUGCAAAAUACAUUCUUGGAGAUUCAGAGACUAUCAGGUACCAGGAUGCAGUGGAGAAGGGUUGUAACAUCUCUACCCUGGUGUCUGCAACGGAUGGAAACCAUGGAUACAGUUUGGCUCAUGUAGCAAACUUGUAUCAGCUCAGUUCAAAGAUCUUCAUGCCGAAAGGUACAGUGCCUGAAAGGGCAGAAAGGAUUAGGCGAUUACGAGCUGAUGUUGAGGUCACCGAAUAUAACUAUGAUCAGUGUGUUGAGAUAGCUAAACUGUUUGCAGAAAGCAAUGGAGGUCUGUUUGUACAAGACACUGCAUUGGAGUCUGAUACAGAGAUGGAAAAAAGAAUUCCCCUGUCCAUCAUGCAAGGAUACACUACAAUCCUUCAGGAGAUAAUAAACUCGUGUCCGGACUAUUCUCCAUCUCAUAUAUUUCUGCAGUGUGGGGUAGGAUCAUUUGCUGGGGCGCUGGCAGCAUAUAUUUCAAACAAUGAAAGACUUCACUCAAAGAUAGUUUGUGUAGAGCCAAAUAAGGCAGAUUGCUUCUUUCUUUCAGCACAGAAGAAGGAUGGUUUUCCUAGCAGUGUGUUGGGGGACAUGGAUUCAAUUAUGGCAGGUCUCUGCUGUGGGGUUCCUAGCGUUCAAGCUUGGCCUAUACUCAGGAGAUCUGCUUCUUGGUUUGUAUCCUGUUCCGAUUCUGUCACUAGGAGGGGAAUGCGCAUCUUUGCCAACCCUUUACCUGGAGAUACUAGGAUAGUUUCAGGUGAAUCUGGUGCAGUGACCAUGGGACUCCUUUACACCAUUUUAACAGACAAAAAAUAUGAAAAUAUAAAAACUGAACUCGGGUUGGAUAUCAAUUCUAGAGUUCUUCUGAUUUCCACAGAGGGAGACACUGAUCCGUUUGGGUUUCAUGCUAAUAUAUGGGAGUAGAAGUCGAUAAAACACACUAUGGAAAAGUGCCUCAAAAAUCCUAAGACUAUUUGUUUUCAAAAAUUAAAUUUUCUCAUAUCAUAAAUUACAGAUUAUAACAAAUACAGUUGUAAACUUUU
This is a messenger RNA of Eurytemora carolleeae, 1330 nucleotides long. Its product is annotated as diaminopropionate ammonia-lyase. NCBI's taxonomy places the organism in Eukaryota, Metazoa, Arthropoda, Copepoda, Calanoida, Temoridae. Gene Ontology annotation, molecular function: pyridoxal phosphate binding; diaminopropionate ammonia-lyase activity. The coding region runs from base 18 to 1211 and encodes 397 amino acids. The transcript is spliced from 15 exons. The record is from RefSeq and is a predicted model, not a curated record.